Messenger RNA from Ruditapes philippinarum (Manila clam), 5423 nucleotides. Its product is annotated as receptor-type tyrosine-protein phosphatase S-like. Lineage: Eukaryota; Metazoa; Mollusca; Bivalvia; Venerida; Veneridae. The record is from RefSeq and is a predicted model, not a curated record. Gene Ontology annotation, molecular function: protein binding; protein tyrosine phosphatase activity. Gene Ontology annotation, biological process: protein dephosphorylation.
UGGUUGUCAUAGCAAUUGUUGCUCUGACCAUUUUCGUCCUGAGAAGAAAGCAAGCUGCCUGCUUCAGCAAAGAUGACGAGAGUCUGACUACACAUACCCCGGGUGAAGGAAUCCAUCUUGAUAAAAUUGAACAUACGAAAAAGAAUCAUUUUAGACAAGGCCCCGUUAAGCUGACUGAUUUUCCAGAUGCUGUGGAAAGAUUCCACAGAGACUCCGAUUUGCUUUUUGCUGACGCAUAUAAGAUGUUGAAAGAGAAGAGUCCGAACCAUCUAAUGACAGCAGCAGAACAACAGUGUUGUCGACCGAAAAACAGAUACACAAAUAUUCUACCAUUUGAUCACUCUCGAGUUAAACUAAGACCGUCUGAUGAUAUUGAAGGAUCGGACUACAUCAAUGCCAACUAUAUUCCUGGCUAUACAUCCCGCAGAGAAUACAUUGCUACCCAGGGCCCUAUGCAAGCUACUUUUGACGACUUCUGGAGAAUGGUGUGGGAGCAAAACGUUGAUACUAUCGUGAUGUUGACAAAGCUAAUGGAAAAAGGAAGGCAUAAGUGUGAUAAGUAUUGGCCGGAUCUUGGGGAACCUGUAUUCUACGGAGAUUUGGUUGUUUCACUUCAAUCAGAAUCCAAUCUCUCUGACUAUACAAUUAUGAUAUUUGAAAUAAAAAUGAAAGAGGAACGGAAAAUGGUUCGUCACUUUAGUUAUUUAAAAUGGCCAGAUAUGGGUUGUCCUGAAACGCCGGAAUUAUUGUUAGAGUUCGUGAAAGCUGUUAAACAGUAUGGCAAUCAGGUAAAAAAUAAGCCCUCGACUGGACCAACGAUUGUCCAUUGCAGUGCUGGUGUAGGUCGUACUGGGACAUUUAUUGCAGUGGAUUACUUGUUACAACAUAUCAGAGAUCACGACGAGGUGGAUAUAUUUAAUCUUGUCCUUGACAUGAGAAAUCAUAGGUUGAACAUGGUACAGACAGAGGACCAAUAUAUUUACAUCCACGAGUGCCUUAAAGCGUUCAUUACAACUGACGAGGAAGAAGAAGAAGACGAAGAAGAAGCUGUUUACGUAAAUACAGGAUUUGGAGCCGAUGAAGAAAACAUAUACGUUAAUGCGUAAAUUGCGAAAGAUUGACUGGAAUAGCUAUUGAACAAAAUGGAGAAUAAGUAUUUUGAACAAAGACGAUUUAUGAUAUAUACAUAUAUGUACAUGGAUGUUAGAAAAUUUAUAAAUGAAAAUUAUAUCGAGAUAUUUCUCAAUGCAUGUAAUGCAAUUGAUUGUGUUAUUUUUAUAUAUAUUUAGUUUAUGUUUCGUGUAGAAAAUCACCUGGACUGUCCGAAAAAUAUUUAAGGCUCGCUUACUUCUAAUUUUAAGAAUUACUGAAAGGUUUUGUAUGCCUAAAUUUAAUCUUAUAAACCUUUCACAAUGACUAUUUGAAAAAGAAUUGGAUGCAUAUUUAUGUUACUUAACACAAUAAUGUAAACUGCUUGUGAUAUGUGAUUUUUAAUAUGUAUAUAAUAUUUAUAUGAACAUGCUUUCUCUAUAGUUAACAUUUAAAAAUUGAAAUUUUCAUUAAUUUAUAGGACCAAAGAGAUUUAUUUUCUGUGAUAGACACACACGUAAUAUCAAAUAUUUAUCUUAGAUUGUUUUCGUGUAUUUAGAAAAAGGCUAUAUUUUGCGAUAUUGUAGGAAUCCGCAUCAUAAAUUGUAAAAAAUGGGAAUAAAUGGCAAAUAUGAAUUGUUCAUGUGGCUCUUUAUUUACAUUAAUUGAAUUACUUUAUCAAGUCACAAAUUACAUACAAAAUAUUUAUUUUUAUUAUGAUAUACAGAAUCUCUUUAUGAUAGAUUUAUUAUAUUUAUGAGAAAAAUGACAUUUUCUUUACGUUCAGUAUUAUUGACAUUUCAAUAAUCUUACUGUUCAUUACUUAAAAGGUUAUGAUUCUCGGCAUAUUGAUCAAUCAUAUGAAAAUAGCCAUUUAUUACUUUUGAAAUAAUAAUUGACAUUGACGUGCCUUUUGCCAGGCAGCUUGGAAUCAUGGAAUUAUUUGACUUUAGGGAUGUUAUAAGCCCUUUUACAAUACAGUAGCACAUAUAAAUCAUUAGCUGUAAAAUAUCAUCACUGUAUAAUAUUUUUUACCACAACCACUUGAGUUUCAUUAUUCUAGAAAUACAUAUUAUCCCAUGCUCUGAAAUAUUUAAGAUUUUUUACACAAUAACCGCAAUCUCGGACCAUGGUCCUACUUCACCUAUUUUGCGUAAUUUAUCCUAAGUGCACCAAAUACAUACGACUCCGAGUGUCAGUCAUUACUCACGUUUUACUAGUUUUAGGAAAUAAGUUAGUUCAUAUUCCACAGAAGUGUUUGAAUAUAAACUUUUUUGUGUGUUUUGGUUCUUCCAAUAUAAAACAACUAUUAACAAUUACUAAAUAUCUUGUAAAUUUAAAUUAUUAAUGCUCUUCAAUAAUGAAUAAUUAUCACUAUCAUUAUCUCCUUAUCUCCUACCUCAAAUUUCAUGUGAUCUAUUCAUUUUUAUACCCUAGAUCCAUGUUUCAAAUUUCCAAACUAGUAACCUCGUUGUCAAUGCGCUUUGCUACAUCUGGAAUUAUUCAUGUUAACUCGGGACCUUCCCAGAAACCACAUCACGCCAUCCGCAUUAAAAUUUAAAUAUCUCAUUGCCCAUAAUUAUAAAAUUCAAAGCAUAAACGAGAAAUUCAAAAUUCUGUACUCUGAACUAAAUCAUCUGACAUCAUAGCCCUAUCCGAAAUUUGACUUGAUUUGCUAUCCACUUUUUUCUUUUUCUGUUUAAGCAAUGGUCACGUUCCGACGCAAAGGGAAACUUCACACGUUCGCCCAGUGUGUUAAAACGACCCUCAAGACAUGUGAUAUUUCAAGAGCUUUCGAAUGGAUUAUGCAUAAAUUAACUUCCUGGUAUACAAAUGAUCACUUUUAUGAGGAUUUUAAUUUGUUCUGACCUUUCCAGACUCAACUUUAAAGUCAAUCUUUCACUCUAUCUACAUAUCAUAGACAAAAGAAAGAAGUAAGAAUUGUUUACUGAGACAUAUCUAAAGCAUUACAGAGAGUAUUGCAUUGUUAACUCCGAUUAAGUGACUUUCAUGCCCAAAGUCGCCGAUGAUACAACACAUUACAUAUUUGAUGAUAACCCCUUUCUGCUGUUGAUCUGGCAAAUGCAAAUCACCGUUAAAUUUCCUCUUGAGUCAAUAACAACAUAUCAUCAUAAUUUUAAUUCUGAGUUAUAUUUCGCUGAGAAAAUAAUCUUGGUGCUUCUAAAUUAUCUUCAUAACACCCACACAAAAAUGUUUCUAUCUAUCAAAAUCUUGGACUCACGUUCUGUAACGAGUGUCCGUAUGUUGGGUGUGAAAAUAACGUUUCACAAAAAUCGUUUAAAACGAUAAAUGUUAGGAAAAUCACAUUCCGCACUUGAACCUUGGUCCAUAUAUACUCACUUGUUCUUAUUUUGUCCUUUUCUUUUUUUUUAUGUUACUUACAAGACCUUCGAAACAUUUACUUGUCAUCUAUAUGUCACGCUGGCAUUUUUUGGUUUUAUAUUAAGUAAAACAUUUUUUCUUAAACCCAUUAACAAAACUUUUAAAAAAUACCUUCAAGUAGGUCAAAUUGACCUUGACCCUUAUGUUAAAAUUUAUCGAAUAUGUUAAAAUUAGCCAUAGAGAUGGAAUUACAGGACUGGGUUUAACCUACAGUUUGUAAACAAACGCCGCCAUCUUUGAACGAGAAAUGUGUAUUGUUGUUUAUGGAAAUGACUGAAAUGUAUUUAUCAACCCGUCCACAAUUAUCCGCUUAAUUUUUUGCUACCAGAUCUAUUUGGUAAAACAAGUUAUUGCGAAAUUGCAACUAGAAGGCGGCGAGAUUUUUUAAUGAAAUGUUGUAGAUACGACACAGUUCAUAUUGCUUUAUCCAUGUUUUUUUCCAGUUCGAUUCCAAGCCCUGAUUAUUCAUAUUAGAACAAAACAACACUUAGCACAAAUCGACGUGUUUAGAAAGUCAUGUUUGACGUUGACAUUUAAGGUCAAAUUAUUGAGUUUUGAUAAAUUUCGUCAUUAUUUUUGCCUUGUCUUCAUUUUUUCGGCAUAACAACGUUUUUUAAUAACUUCAAGUAGGUCAAACUAAACAUAACUUGACUAUUACUUAACCAUGAGCUUGAAUGGUAAAAUUUUGCUCUGAUUUUGAGAAAAACUAAGGUUUGAACCUACGUGUGGCUCUUGUUUCAGGACAAACGCUGUUUGUGUGGGUAUUAAUUAAAAUUAUUGAAAGUUUUAGUUUUUUUACAGUUUUCUCAAAAAUGAUAUUGUAUAUUUAUUGUUUCACCAACAACCAGCUAUGCAGUGAUGCUUAGCUAAUUUACAAAUAUUUUCCUCUAUUAUGACAGACAGACCCCAUGUAUUGAACAUUUUUGAUAUAUAUUUAAUAUAUUCUUUUCAAUUGUAGAUUUAUCUGUGCAAAAUCGUAAAUCUACGUUGAUAAUUAAUUGAAAAAAAUAUAUUAAUUGUUUAAACCGAAUGUAAUGUCAUAUGUAAAAUAAAACAAAAGAUUCUUAUAUGUCCCCAAAUGUCCAACAUUUUUAUACCUAAAACCCCGUAUACCAUUAAUGACUAACCUUAAGGUGCAUUUGAACAUUUUUAAAAUGUCACCGUCUUCAUCUGAAAAUAUUAUGUGUUUAACUUAUUAUGUAUAUCUAAUAAAUUGUAAACAGUAAAAGGAAAUCUUUCUUUUGUAAAGGUCGUUGUAUUUUAGAAGCGUUGUACAGUCGCCAUAUUUUUAACGACGACAGCAAUAUUGUGUUUUUACUAUUUAAACAGGUAUAAUCACAAGUCUACAUUGAUUACUAAUUUGAAGUAUAAAUGUUGUUUUUAUCCACAUUCAAUACUACCAAUAUUACAUAUCCUCUUAUGUAAUAGAGAUCAACUGGUGAUAAUGAACAAACAAUUAUUUUUGUCUAAAAAUAUAUGUAGAUAUCUUAUUGGAUUUGACAGACAUAGGAUCUUUAAAAGGAGCGAAAUUUCCGUAAAAAACAAAAACAACAAAACAUUAGCAUUAUUUAUACAUACAACGCAAUUUCUUAUUUUUGUCCAAUUGUUUAUUUUCAAAGCUGCCAUGAAAAUGUUUGAGACUUUACAAUUUCAGGUUUUAAAUGUCAGUCCUGGUUAUAUAAAUCUGAUUAUGUCAUUUAUUGUCAUUGAUAAAUUCAUUGAUCUAUGUAAUGUUCUAUCAUUUCGUCUAUGCCAAUCGUUGCCAGCCUUUGUAAUACAUGUACACCAUUUGUAUUGUUUUCUGUUUAGCUUUUGUAUAUACAAACAAUUCUAAACAGUAUCAAUUAAUCAUUCUAUUUUUAAAUUCAUUGUAUUUUAGAAGCAUUGAAUAGUCGCCAUAUGCGUUAAUUCUAUUAAAAAAUACGAUAUCA